Tupaia belangeri chinensis (Chinese tree shrew) is the source of this 1639-nucleotide messenger RNA. It is a transcript of the gene TMEM115, whose product is annotated as transmembrane protein 115. Gene Ontology annotation, biological process: retrograde vesicle-mediated transport, Golgi to endoplasmic reticulum. Gene Ontology annotation, cellular component: membrane; Golgi apparatus. Lineage: Eukaryota; Metazoa; Chordata; Mammalia; Scandentia; Tupaiidae. The transcript is spliced from 2 exons. The record is from RefSeq and is a predicted model, not a curated record. The coding region runs from base 43 to 1098 and encodes 351 amino acids.
AGCCCAUCAGACCCUUCCCUCAGACCGCUGCCGACCAGGAAGAUGCAACGCGCCUUACCAGGCGCCCGCCAGCACUUGGGGGCCAUCCUGGCCAGCGCCAGCGUGGUGGUGAAGGCGCUGUGCGCGGCCGUCCUCCUCCUCUACCUGCUUUCCUUCGCUGUGGACACGGGCUGCCUGGCAGUCACCCCAGGCUACCUCUUUCCGCCCAACUUCUGGAUCUGGACCCUGGCCACCCACGGGCUGAUGGAGCAGCACGUGUGGGACGUGGCCAUCAGUCUGGCCACAGUGGUGGUGGCCGGCCGUCUGCUGGAGCCCCUCUGGGGGGCCUUGGAGCUGCUCAUCUUCUUCUCGGUGGUGAAUGUGUCCGUGGGGCUGCUGGGGGCCUUCGCCUACCUCCUCACCUACAUGGCUUCCUUCAACCUGGUCUACCUGUUCACUAUCCGGAUCCACGGCACCUUGGGCUUCCUAGGUGGGGUCCUGGUGGCACUCAAGCAAACCAUGGGGGACUGCGUGGUCCUGCGCGUGCCCCAGGUGCGCGUCAGCGUGGUGCCCAUGCUGCUGCUGGCACUGCUGCUGCUGCUGCGGCUGGCCACGCUGCUCCAGAGCCCAGCGCUGGCCUCCUACGGCUUUGGGCUGCUCUCCAGUUGGGUGUAUCUUCGCUUCUACCAGCGUCACAGCCGGGGCCGAGGGGACAUGGCCGACCACUUUGCUUUCGCCACCUUCUUUCCUGAGAUCCUACAGCCUGUGGUGGGGCUCUUGGCAAACUUGGUGCACGGCCUUCUGGUGAAGGUCAGGAUCUGCCAGAAGACGGUGAAGCGCUACGAUGUGGGCGCCCCAUCCUCCAUCACCAUCAGCCUCCCAGGCACAGACCCUCAAGACGCCGAGCGGAGAAGGCAACUGGCCCUGAAGGCCCUCAACGAGCGACUGAAGCGAGUGGAGGACCAGUCCGUGUGGCCCAGCAUGGAUGAUGAUGAAGAGGAGGCGGGGGCCAAGGUGGACAGCUCCCUGCCCUCAGACAAAGCUCCAGUGCCCCCAGGGAAAGGGGCCACCCCAGAAUCCAGUUUAAUCACCUUCGAGGCAGCUCCCCCAAAGCUGUGACUCCAGACCACCUGGAGCGUAGCACCUCCUUCCCACGCCCCGACACCCUCUCAGCUAUCUAGGGCACGUGGCUCUGAGGAGAGGGACGAAGGCCCGCUGGGGCUCCCAUGGCCUUCUGCUGUUUCUCGCCAACACUACCAGGACUCUGCUCCCUGGACCCAACUCCAGACAACCACUCUGCCGGGCCCGGGGCCCCAUCCGAAGGGGGCACCUGAGCAGGCCCCAAGCAAGCGGCUGUGGGGACAUUGGUGCCACAGCCCCCAGCCUCCUCACACCUGAAGCUGGUUGCCAAGAGCCCUGAGCCACGGCAAGGAUUUGCCAAAAAACGUUCUGGGGGCCCAGCCGACACAGGUGGCAGCAUGGGGCUGCACAUCUGCCCACCCCACAAGACUGUUCACAUCAGGAGUUCUUUCCCCUUGCUGUGGCUGUGACCGCUACUGGGCCAGGAUGGCCACACGCCCAGGUAUUUUCUACAGGACCACUUGAGCGGGCAGCCCAGCCCAGCCUCGCAGUAUCAAUAAAGCAGUUCUUUGAGGUAUGA